Molecule: messenger RNA, 654 nt
Organism: Maylandia zebra (zebra mbuna)
Lineage: Eukaryota; Metazoa; Chordata; Actinopteri; Cichliformes; Cichlidae
Product: cysteine-rich protein 1
Biological process (GO): regulation of gene expression; intrinsic apoptotic signaling pathway in response to DNA damage
Molecular function (GO): zinc ion binding
Source: RefSeq, a predicted model, not a curated record
GGUUUUCCUGUCACUUUUCAGUUCACACCCGUAUUCACGCGAUUUCGCUCAUAGGACACUGUGGACUAAAAAGGUGCACACAUAAACGCAUAUACUGAUAAAUAAUUAGAUACUAUCAUGGUAGGCUACUGUCCAAUUUGCGGGAAGCCUGUCUACUUUGGUGAGAAGAAGAGGUCCUUAGGGAGAGACUACCAUCCUCUGUGUCUGAAGUGUCAGAAGUGUAACAGACAGCUCACCCCUGGACAACAUGCUGAGUAUGAUGAGAAGCCAUACUGUACACACUGCUAUCUGAAGAUGUUUGGACCGAGAGGUAACAGGUAACUGACGUCGGUGUGGCACAGUAUAUCCCCUCAACAAAAGCCAGGAUGAGGCAAAAAUGAACAAAUGCUGACAUUUAAAAGAUCCGGUUUAUAUAAGGCAAAAGAUAAAGGAGUGAAUAAAUAAUAAUGAAGGACCGGAAUAUACUGUAAACCUUAUAGGACAGAGUGAGCUCUCUUUGUUCCCUUUUGACGAAUUAAAAUAUUUAUAAAUGUGGUAGAACUAGGCAAUGCUAUGUAUAUGUGACUGUUCACUUUUGUAAUGUAAAUUAAUUUGGAUGUAGAAAAGUGUGAGUCAGUGCAAAUAAAUACAUUUUUUGAAUGUUGCAGCAUCAAA